CAAAUCGAAAUGCCUCAACUUGAUAAAUUAACUUAUUUCUCACAAUUCUUCUGGUUAUGUCUUCUCCUCUUUACUUUUUAUAUUCUCUUAUUUAAUAAUAAUAAUGGAAUACUUGGAAUUAGUAGAAUUCUCAAACUACGGAACCAACUGCUUUCGCACCGGGGGGGCGAGAUCCGGAGCAAGGACCCUAAGAAUCUAGAAGAUAUCUCGAGAAAAGGUUUUAGCACCGGUCUCUCAUAUAUGUACUCCAGUUUAUCCGAAGUAUCCCAAUGGUGUAAGACCGUCGACUAUUUGGGAAAAAAGAGGAAAAUCACUCUGAUCUCUGAUUUCAGAGAAAUAAGUGGCUCAUUAGGAAUGGAGAGACAGAUUCUCUAUUUGAUCUCGAAGUCCUCAUAUAACACUUCUUCCAGUCGGAUCACUUGUUGGAAAAACAUAAUGCUCACACAUGUUCCACAUGGGAAAGGAAGCAUAAUAUCAUGAAAGCCGUCUGAUAAUCUUUCUAUAGGUUCCCCGAAGAGAAUGGUCUCAUCACAAAAACACUUUCUAUAUGUUCUAUUAUUUCGAGAUUCGAAGAAGCAAGCAAGUUUUUCAUAUAGUUGUUUUUGUGUAGUGAUCUCUGUUCAUGGAGAUCACGAGGCCACUGAUACCCGAAGUGGUUAGGUGGGAUAGAAGAGAGGGAAAGCGGGCUUCUAUCACAUAGUUU
Molecule: messenger RNA, 703 nt
Organism: Triticum urartu
Lineage: Eukaryota; Viridiplantae; Streptophyta; Magnoliopsida; Poales; Poaceae
Source: RefSeq, a predicted model, not a curated record